This is a messenger RNA of Quercus robur (English oak), 342 nucleotides long. Its product is annotated as ATP synthase subunit alpha, chloroplastic-like. Gene Ontology annotation, molecular function: ADP binding; ATP binding; proton-transporting ATP synthase activity, rotational mechanism. Bases 1 to 342 code for a protein of 113 amino acids. Lineage: Eukaryota; Viridiplantae; Streptophyta; Magnoliopsida; Fagales; Fagaceae. Gene Ontology annotation, biological process: proton transmembrane transport; proton motive force-driven ATP synthesis. The transcript has a single exon. The record is from RefSeq and is a predicted model, not a curated record.
AUGGUAACCAUUCGAGCGGAUGAAAUUAGUAAUAUUAUUCGGGAACGUAUUGAGCAAUAUAAUAGAGAAGUAAAGGUUGUAAAUACCGAUACCGUACUUCAAGUAGGCGACGGCAUUGCCCGUAUUUAUGGUCUUGAUGAAGUAAUGUCGGGUGAAUUAGUAGAAUUUAAAGAGGGUACAAUAGGCAUUGCUUUGAAUUUGGAAUCAAAUAAUGUCGGUGUUGUAUUAAUGGGUGGUGGUUUGAUGAUCCAAGAAGGAAGUUCUGUAAAAGCAACAGGAAGAAUUGCUCAGAUACCCGUAAGCGAGAAAAAGAAUACUAAUGCUAUUGAUUCCAAUAUGUAA